Messenger RNA from Thermochaetoides thermophila DSM 1495, 1773 nucleotides. RefSeq lists its product as uncharacterized. The record is from RefSeq and is a predicted model, not a curated record. NCBI's taxonomy places the organism in Eukaryota, Fungi, Ascomycota, Sordariomycetes, Sordariales, Chaetomiaceae. Bases 1 to 1773 code for a protein of 590 amino acids. Gene Ontology annotation, biological process: amino acid transmembrane transport. The transcript has 2 exons. Gene Ontology annotation, molecular function: amino acid transmembrane transporter activity.
AUGUCUUAUCACUCGUCCAUCUCCCACGAUCAGAGAGGAACCGACGCCAGGAUCGUUUCGGAGCAUCUUCCUCCCGGUUAUACGGCCGAGUUCCACCCUCUAAAAAAUAGCUGUCGUGACAAUGGAUCUAUUUCUUCGACUUCCGGCGCUGAGCUCCCUUCGUCGUUUCAGGAGUCCUCUCUAUGUCUCCAGGGCGGCGACAUUCACCGCGACCUGUUCAAGAUACAUUCUGCCGCUUCACCAUCGCAAGGGCGUCGCCGCACCAAUAGUUUUCCCCCACCUCGAGUAUACGAACAGCCUCAAGUAUCUAGCCAUCGCGAGAUCAUUCCGCGUCCGGGCUUUACAGUUGGCGAUCAGCUCGUUCCAGGCGGCUUUCGUCGGGCCUUUUUGCGCCUUUAUCACGGCCCUGACUCGCGGGUGCCGCUCACCCGCGACUUUGUCGAGUUCCUCGACCUUUAUGGGCACUUUGCUGGGGAAGAUCUGCUUGACUCCGAGGCUGAGGCUACAGUACGGGCUGAGGAAGAAGAGGAUGAAGGACUGCCCCCGGAAAGACAGCCGCUGCUGCGAGAGCGCGUCAUUUCGCGUCUGCCUGCGCCCAAAUCUGCCAAUGCGGGUACUGUCAAGACGUUCUUUACUCUGAUCAAAGCUUUUGUGGGGACUGGCAUCAUGUUCCUACCGAAAGCUUUCAGCAACGGUGGCUUGCUCUUCUCAUGUCUGGUUAUGCUUGCCCUGGCGGUCAUCACCAUGAUCGCCUUCCAUCUCCUGCUGCAGUGUAAGCACCACUACAGCGGCGGUUAUGGCGAGAUUGGCCAGGCUAUUGCGGGCUACAGGAUGCGCUCGAUAAUUCUAUUUUCUAUUGCCUUGUCGCAGCUCGGCUUCGUCUGCGCGGGUAUAGUCUUUGUAGCUGAGAACCUUUCUGCCUUUCUAGACGCAGUCACGCCUUCCAUACCAACCCCGCCGUUGUCAACGACUGCCCUCAUUAUCCUGCAGCUCCUCAUCCUCACUCCGCUCUCAUGGAUCCGAAACAUCUCCAAACUGGGCCCCGCUGCCCUGCUCGCCGACGUCUGCAUCCUCAUCGGCAUCAGCUACAUCUAUACCUACACCAUCAAGACCAUCUCUCACGAUGGCUCUCACCACGGUGUCACGCUGUUCAAUCCCUCAGCUUACACUCUGACUAUCGGCUCCGCGAUCUUCACCUUCGAAGGUAUUGGGCUCAUCCUACCCAUCGAGGCGUCCAUGGCCAAGCCAUCGCACUUUGAGUCCCUGUUGGCCCUUGUCAUGGGCAUCAUAACUGUCGUUUUCACGUCUAUCGGCGCUCUGUGUUAUAUUGCCUUCGGCGAUGCGACCCAGAUCGAGAUUAUCAACAACCUGCCGCAAGAUAAUCGCUUGGUGAAUGUCGUCCAGCUGCUGUAUGCCAUUGCUGUCCUGGUCGGCACGCCGGUGCAGCUCUUCCCUGCGCAGCGCAUCCUUGAGAGUGUCAUCUUUGGCGCACAUCGCUCGGGGAAGAGGAGUCUGAAGACGAAGUGGACGAAGAAUAUGUUUCGGUUUUGUGUGGUGGUGCUGUGUGGCAUCGUUGCGGUCAUUGGGACGGGGAAUUUGGAUCGUAACAGUGCUAAUUACGAGCAAAGUCUGAUUGACCAAGUUAAUAUCCCACUUGUUGGUCAGAUCGCCCCAAAGGUCACGAGGAUCGCCAUUGCUUGCACCGUUUUUCGCACCACUCGCGUUUCUGCUCCUGGUCCUUGGUUGGGCCAGAAGUACAGUACGCCUGCUUGA